CCGGUGUCACGAGCGCCGCAGUCCCUGCGCGACCGGCAGGGCAGGACAAGCAGGCCACCAGGACCAGGACCAUGGCCAGCUCGGCGAGCUCGGCUAGCUCCAAGGCGGCGGGCGUCUGCGCCGCCAUCGUCCUUCUGCUGGCGCUCGGCGGCGUGCAAGGCAAGAAGGGCUUCGGCGAGGGCGGCCAGGAGUACGGCUACGUGGAGGUGCGCGAGGGCGCGCACAUGUUCUACUGGCUGUACUACGUGAACGGCGGCGAGGUGCCGGCCGACAAGCCCCUGGUCAUCUGGCUGCAGGGCGGGCCCGGCGCCUCCUCCACGUCCUACGGCAACUUCAUGGAGAUCGGCCCGCUGGACAUCAACCUCAACAAGAGGGACUCCUCGUGGGUGAACCACGUCAACCUGCUGCUGAUCGACAACCCCGUGGGCACGGGCUACAGCUACACGGACCACUACUCGAAGCUGGCCACCAACAACCACCAGAUCGCCACGGACCUCGUGAGCUUCGUCAAGGAGUUCAUGACGACCUACCCGCAGUUCCAGAAGAUCCCCCUCUACGUGUUCUGCGAGUCCUACGGCGGCAAGAUGACCGCCGAGUUCGCCCUCAACCUGUACCAGGAGCAGAAGGCCGGCACCGUGCUCAGCAACCUCAAGGGCAGCCUGGGCGACUCGUGGAUCUCGCCCAUCGACUCCGUGCUCACCUGGGCGCCCUACCUGCUGCAAAUGGGCAUGGUGGACACCAAGGGUUACACCACGAUCAUGGCGAUGGCGCGGACGGUGCAGCGCAACGUUGAGACAGGCCAGUGGCAGGCGGCGACGGACGCGUGGGGCGAUUUGGAGACUCUCAUCACGUCCACGACCAGCGUCGACUUCUACAACGUGCUGACCCGCAUGCCGGCGGGCAGGAAGCUCCCGGCCGCGCCCCGCCAGGUGCUCUUCACGAACCACGUGCUCCGGGACUCCGACGACGACCUCAACCGGCUGAUGGACGACAAGGUGAAGCCCGCCCUCGGGGUGAUCCCGGCCGGGCUCAAGCACCAGACCUCCAGCACCGCGGUGUUCAACGCGCUGGCCGGCGACUUCAUGAAGCCUGUCACCGACGUCGUGGAGCGGCUCCUCAACACCACCGACCUGAAGGUGGCCGUCAUCUCCGGCCAGCUGGACCUCAUCGUCGACACGCCAGGCACCGUGGCGUGGGCCGAGCGCCUGAACUGGAAGAUGGGCAGCUACUGGGUGAACGAGGCCAUCCGGGAGCCCCUCGCCGUGGACGGCAUCGUGGAGGGCUUCGUGAAGAGCGCGGGCAACUUCUACUUCUACUGGAUCAACCGGGCGGGGCACAUGGUCCCGGCUGACAACCCGGCGGCGGCGAUCGAAGUGCUCAAGACGGUGACGGGCAUGAACGCGAUCAAGGAGGACUGAUUAGACUGGUUCGUGAGACUGUGAGGCAAAGUCGGAAUGGCAGUUGCUUUCAAAUAAAGAGUUGUCUAGCAAUUU
Molecule: messenger RNA, 1493 nt
Organism: Thrips palmi
Lineage: Eukaryota; Metazoa; Arthropoda; Insecta; Thysanoptera; Thripidae
Product: retinoid-inducible serine carboxypeptidase-like
Biological process (GO): proteolysis
Molecular function (GO): serine-type carboxypeptidase activity
Source: RefSeq, a predicted model, not a curated record